AUGUUACUCUACAGAAGCUCUGGAAACAUUGGUCUCCCGCAGUCGUCUGGUCAGAACUACACUCAAAAUUUACGCCAAUUUUCCAGCACUCCGGAUGAAGAUGCAGUUGCCGCAAUGGAUGUUUCUGAGAAAACCAACCAUAAUGAUAUGCCCACAGUAGAGGACGUCUCAUACCAAUCUAUUCCUCGACCUGGUCGAAGAGCUCACAUCAGAACAAGGGUUAUUAAGACGGCUAUCGGAUAUGACAAGAAGAAGUGGUAUGAUCUACUGCGUUGUAUCCGAGACAACCUGGCUGCCGCGCGGAUUGACUGGUCGGUACCCUGGCGCGCGCAAAACCCCGAACAAAUUGCCCCGAUAUUCACCACCGUGGAGAAACACUUUCCAGAAACACGUCGCUUUGCUGAUCGGUGGGCUAUCAAUCAAAUAGCUUACCAGUAUGGUAUUCAACGCAACUAUCACCGGAGAACGGAAAGGGAUUUCAGACCUGACUCAAAGGCCGAAGACAACGUUCCAGCCGGCUCUAUCCCUUACUCGAUCCCCACUUACAAGGUCCCUAUGAAAGAUAUUCGACAAGCUCUUGGAUACGACAAGAAGAGAUGGAAUUACUUACGGACGUGCGUAAGAGAAAAUUUCGCCGCAGAAUUUGACUGGUCCGUUCCCUGGAGGGCGCAGAAUCCAGAAAGACUUGCUCGGGCGUAUUGCGCGGUUGAAGAGCACUUUCCAGAAACACGUCGCUUCGCUGAACGGUGGGCUCUCAAGGCAAUCGCCCAGGUGUAUUGGGAUGCCUGCAAGCGUCGAGGCAGAAAGCCUUUUAGCAUACUUUACGAAUCCAUUCCUUCUACUGAGCCACUUCCGAAGGUAAUGAUCAAGACUCAGAGUCAAGCAACAGGUCGUAGACGGUAG
Molecule: messenger RNA, 903 nt
Organism: Lentinula edodes (shiitake mushroom)
Lineage: Eukaryota; Fungi; Basidiomycota; Agaricomycetes; Agaricales; Omphalotaceae
Exons: 5
Coding region: 1-903 (300 amino acids)
Source: RefSeq, a predicted model, not a curated record